AAAGGUUAAGUAUUCGCGAUCGCGAAUCUCGAGCAAAGGACGUAAACAGGAAACGACGACGACGUUUUUCGCGGUGAGUCACGCGAGCUUAUCAAUAUUCGCGGUCGCGUGGGGAUAGAAAAAUCCGCGACGACAUAUUGUACCGAGCCGCAAGAACGCGACGUCGAUUACUGACAGAACUCUUCAGUGAUCUUCGACGCCGCGGAAUAUGAUGACUCUGAAAGCGACCGUUGUUAAUCGCUCCUUUACAAGAGUUUGUCCUCUUCGGAGUUUCUUAUCGAGACGCAAUUUAACGGCUUCGAUCAAACCCGAAGGAACGAUGUCGUUCGAAGAUGAGAAACAGAAAUUCUUAAACAUGCCACCGGAGGAGAAGAGAAGUUUCUACAAAGCACAAGUGACAACUCUGGAUCAGAUUCCUGCAUGGCCAGAGUAUUGGGAGAAAAAUAAAUUUAACAUUGCCAAGACUCUUGAGAAAACUGAAAAGGUUGAUGAGGACAUAGUUAAGAAAGUAUCGAUAUGGCAAGGAGACAUAACUUCACUUGAAAUAGAUGCAAUUGUCAAUGCUGCAAAUUCGAGUCUUUUAGGAGGUGGUGGAGCUUUUUCAGUUGAUGGAGCUAUUCAUAGAGCGGCAGGACCAAAUUUAAAGAAAGAAUGUGCAACAUUAGGAGGAUGUAAAGUUGGCGAAGCCAAAAUUACAGGAGGUUACAUGUUGCCGGCUAAAUAUGUUAUUCAUACAGUUGGUCCACAAGGUGAGAAGCCAGAGAAAUUACGAAAAUGUUAUGAAAACAGUCUGAUGUUGGCUAAAGAGAAUCAUUUGCGUUCUAUCGCAUUUCCAUGCAUAUCUACUGGAAUUUAUGGAUAUCCGCAACAACCUGCAGCCAACGUAGCUUUAUCAACAGUCCAGAAAUUCCUUCGUGAAAAUCAAGAUAUUGAUAGAGUCAUCUUUUGCUUAUUUUUAAAGAGUGAUAAGGACAUAUACGAGGACCUAUUGCAAAAAUAUUUUGCUCUUGACUAAAUAUCUAUAGAUAUAUUUA
Nylanderia fulva is the source of this 1034-nucleotide messenger RNA. RefSeq lists its product as uncharacterized. The record is from RefSeq and is a predicted model, not a curated record. Lineage: Eukaryota; Metazoa; Arthropoda; Insecta; Hymenoptera; Formicidae. Gene Ontology annotation, biological process: peptidyl-glutamate ADP-deribosylation; DNA damage response; purine nucleoside metabolic process. Gene Ontology annotation, cellular component: nucleoplasm. Gene Ontology annotation, molecular function: ADP-ribosylglutamate-[protein] hydrolase activity.